AUGUCUUUCGGCAAGCUUUACGGUCUUCCUGACAACCCUCGCACCAUCUCCAUCCUGGUCGCUGCCAAGCACAACGACCUGGACUUGGAGCUGGUCAAGACCACUGCUAACUCUUCCGCCGAGUUCAACUCUGGUGCUGAGUACCGCAAGGUCUCUCCCCAGGGCAAGAUCCCUGCUUUCGAGGGUGCCAAUGGCUACACUCUGACUGAGGCUAUUGCCAUCGCCAUCUACGUCACCUCCCAGAACGAGAAGACCACCCUCCUUGGCAAGACCAAGCAGGACUAUGCUUCCAUCGUCCGCUGGUUGUCCUUCGCCAACAGUGAGCUUCUGCCCCGUUUCGGUGGCUGGUACCGCCCCCUCCUCGGCCUCGAGCCCUACAACAAGAAGACCGUCGAUGAGGGUGCCAAGGCUGCCCUGAACACCAUCGCUGUCCUCGAGGCCCACCUCACCGCCAACACCUACCUGGUCGGUGAGCGCAUCACCCUGGCUGAUAUCUUCACUGCCGCUCUCCUCACCCGCGCCUUCGCCACCGUCCUGGACAAGGCCUGGCGCAGCGCCAACCCUGCUACCACCCGCUGGUACAACACCAUUAUCAACCAGUCCGCUUUCAAGGCUGUUGUUGCCAACCCCGUCUUCGCUGAGGAGGUUAUCAAGUACACUGCCCCCAAGAAGGAGGAGAAGCCCAAGGCUGCCCCCGCCGCCGAGGCCCCCAAGCCCGCUGCUGAGGCUCCCAAGCCCAAGCACCCCCUCGAGGCCCUUGGCAAGCCCACUCUCCCCAUCGAUGAGUGGAAGCGCCAGUACUCCAACGAGGACACCCGCUCCGUUGCCAUGCCCUGGUUCUGGCAGAACUACAAGCCCGAGGAGUACUCCCUCUGGAAGGUCGACUACAAGUACGACGACGAGCUGAAGCUCACCUUCAUGGCCAACAACCUGGUCGGUGGCUUCCACGCCCGUCUUGAGGCUUCCCGCAAGUACCUCUUCGGUUGCCAGGCCGUCUUCGGUGCCAACUACGACUGCGUCAUCCGCGGUGUCUUCCUGGUCCGCGGCCAGGAGUCCGCUCCCGCUUUCGAAGUUGCCCCCGACUGGGAGUCCUACAACUUCGAGAAGCUCGACCACAACGACGAGGCUACCCGCAAGUACAUUGAGGACCUCUGGGCCUGGGACACUCCCCUUAAGGUCGGCGAGAAGACCCUCGAGAACGUUGACGGCCACGUCUUCAAAUAA
Penicillium waksmanii is the source of this 1224-nucleotide messenger RNA. Its product is annotated as putative translation elongation factor eEF-1 subunit gamma. The record is from RefSeq and is a predicted model, not a curated record. Gene Ontology annotation, molecular function: translation elongation factor activity. Gene Ontology annotation, biological process: translational elongation. Lineage: Eukaryota; Fungi; Ascomycota; Eurotiomycetes; Eurotiales; Aspergillaceae. Bases 1 to 1224 code for a protein of 407 amino acids. Gene Ontology annotation, cellular component: nucleus; cytoplasm. The transcript has 3 exons.